GCGCAAGACGGGAAUGUGUAGUUGUAGACUUGUAGUGCCUGCCCGCCUCUUAUCGUUUUUUUCCAGCCUCUCCUUUCUCGGUGGUUCACUCUCGGAAACGGAAAGGGAAUGGCUGCUCUUCUGCCAAAGAUUCCACCUUCCACCAUUUCAUGCCAAGAAAGGUUCAUUCCUUCUCUGGGUAUUUCAGUUUCGCCAUCAUGCUCGCAACUGGGUUCAACAAUUUGCAGCGUUUUCACCCCCGGAAGAUUGGCUGCAGAAGAGCUGCAUGUUAGGAAGCACGGAUUCUCGCUGUGGAAACAGAGGUCCAGCUUCUCGUUGUCAAAGAAAGAAAGGGUUUCUGCCUCUGAUAGUAGUGGUUCCUCCACCAGUGAAGAUGGUAGCUUAGAUAAAGGCAAGCAGACCCCUUUUGGGUACACCAGGAAGGAUGUGAUACUCAUUGGAGUUGGACUCACCCUACUAGGCUACGGCAUGAAAAGUGGAUUAGAGUAUGUUGGAGUUGAUAGCUUACAGGCAGGGAAUGUUGUUGAAGUGCUAUUGGUUUUGGGACUGACUGUUGGAUGGAUAUUCAGUUAUAUCUUCAGAGUCUCCAACAAGGAAAUGACAUACGCAAAGCAGCUGCGUGACUAUGAAUACAAAGUCAUGGAGAAACGGUUGGACAGUUUGACCGAAGCAGAGAUAGCGGCAUUGCUGGAACAAGUUGAGGAAGAGAAGCGACGCCUUGGCGACAAGGAUAAGAUUGUGUAGUGCUGUUUGAUAUUCAAGGUAUGGUAUCAACAUACAAGGGCUAAGAACUUGGAAGUCGAUUCCUCAAAAAGGAGAAGAUUCUGCAAUUAUCUUGCUGUAUAUACUAAUAGUCCAAACGUGCUUCCAUAGGGAUAGCAGAAGCUUGAAACCUGCAGUGCUCGUGUAAGCUUAAAAAUCUCUCAUACAUCUGCUGAAUGUGUAUGUUCAGAUGAAUUUAGAUACAGAGUCUCCUUCCUUAUUUGUUCUAUAUGCAUGACAUUUGGAAACAUCUAUUUAAAGAAACAAUACUUCCUUUUGGCA
This is a messenger RNA of Linum tenue, 1044 nucleotides long. NCBI's taxonomy places the organism in Eukaryota, Viridiplantae, Streptophyta, Magnoliopsida, Malpighiales, Linaceae. The record is from the annotation of a GenBank genome assembly.